Papaver somniferum (opium poppy) is the source of this 2656-nucleotide messenger RNA. RefSeq names its product glycerophosphodiester phosphodiesterase GDPDL7-like. The record is from RefSeq and is a predicted model, not a curated record. Bases 149 to 2425 code for a protein of 758 amino acids. NCBI's taxonomy places the organism in Eukaryota, Viridiplantae, Streptophyta, Magnoliopsida, Ranunculales, Papaveraceae. Gene Ontology annotation, biological process: lipid metabolic process. Gene Ontology annotation, molecular function: glycerophosphodiester phosphodiesterase activity. The transcript is spliced from 9 exons.
UUUUGAUAAAUAAGUUAAAAAAAAAAAAUCUCUCCAUCAUUUCUCAGUUUCAUUUUUUCUUUUCUUUUUGGACCUCAUUCAUUCUCUUUUAAGGAUUUCAAGACAGAGAAUGUUUUGAGGGAUCGAGGAAGGAUUUACUACUCAAAACAUGGUCAGGUUUUCGGUUGUUGUCUUCUUGCUGCUGCAGCUACAAUCUCUUCUUCUUGUUGCUGCACUUGCCAAAAAACCUGCUGCUGUUCCACAGAAAUGGCUCACAUUAUCAGGGGAAAGGCCUAUGGUAAUAGCAAGGGGUGGAUUUUCAGGGCUAUUGCCUGAUUCCUCUGAUAUAGGAUAUCAAAUUGCACAUAUGUCAAGCUUACCAGAUAUGGUAGUAUUCUGUGAUGUACAAAUAUCAAAAGACGGAGUUGGUUUUUGUUUGUCAGAUAUAAGGCUUGAUAACUCUACAAAUAUAGCUAAUGUAUUCCCAAAAGGACACAAAACUUAUAACAUUAAUGGAGAAGAUGUUAGUGGAUGGUUUGCUGUCGACUUCUUGGCUGAUGAUUUGUACAACAACGUUUCAUUGGUUCAGGGAAUCCUUGCGCGGACAAGUUUGUUCGAUAACUCGUUCACCCUUAAGUUUGUUGAUGAGGCUACACAAAUAAAACUACCUAAUCAGCUUUGGUUGAAUGUCCAGUAUGAUAUGUUCUACAAGCAACAUAACAUAAACGUGAAAUCAUUCAUCCAAGACACAUUGAGUGCGGGUGCUCCUAGUUUAGGCUACAUCUCAUCUCCUGAAAUCGGAUUCUUGAAGAGCCUCAAUGGAGCAGUGACCAAAGACGUUAAACUCGUCUUUCGUUUCCUAGCUGAAGAUGCAGUGGAACCCACAACCAAGAAAACAUACAAAGCUAUCUUGGCGGAUUUAGCCGCAAUCAAGACCUUCGCUACAGGAAUUCUUGUCCCCAAAACCUAUAUCUGGCCAGUUACUCCUGAUCAGUACUUGGAACCUCACACUAGUCUGGUAUCCGAUGCCCACAAGCUAGGACUAGAAGUGUAUGCUGACGGGUUUGCAAAUGAUAUGCCUGGAAGCUUCAACUACAGUUACGAUCCAACAGCUGAGUAUCUACAGUUCAUUGACAAUAACGAAUUUGCUGUUGACGGUUUUCUGACGGAUUUUCCCCCUACUGCUUCCGAGGCUAUCGGUUGCUUUGCAUUGAACAACAAAACAAACCCCAGAAUAGGCAAAACUUUGGUCAUUUCCCACAACGGAGCAAGUGGAGUAUUUCCUCCUUGCACUGAUCUUGCUUAUCAACAAGCAGUAGAUGAUGGUGCAGAUAUAAUAGAUUGCUCGGUCCAAAUUACUAAAGAUGGAAUUGCUUUCUGCGCUGAUUCAGCUGACCUGACAGGUAGUACAACUGCAGUUACUACUUUCAUGUCCAAAUCCACCUCCGUCCCUGAGAUCCAACAGAAAAAUGGGAUUUUUUCGUUCGACCUUACAUGGAGCGAGAUCCAAAGCUUGAAACCUCUACUAGUUAGUCCUACUGGAGAUCAAGGCUUGCAAAGAAACCCAGCAAACAAGAAUGCUGGUAAAUUAAUUCUGUUCUCUGAGUUCUUAGAAUUAGCUAAGACGAAGGCUGUUUCUGGAGUAAUGAUCAACAUUAAGAAUGCUGCAAUCCUUGCAAAUAAGGGUUUUGACAUCUCAGAGAUUGUCUCCAGUGCCUUGGUCAAUGCCACUCUCGACAAACAAUCUACUCAACAGAUCUUAAUUCAAUCCGAUGAUACUUCGUUUCUGACCAAGUUUAAGAAUGUGCCUACUUAUAAAAGAGUCUUAACUAUUGUUGAGACAAUUAGCAACGUAACUCAGCAGAGUGCGGAUGAAAUCAAGAAGUUUGCAGACGUUGUUGUUGUCAAUAGGCCUUCAACUGUGGUAUUAUCAGCUUACUUCACUAAAGAGUUCACUGAUGUAGUGAAGGAAUUUCAAGACGCAAAUCUAACUGUGUACGUAACAACACUGACAAACGAAUUCACGUCAAUUGCAAUGGACUUCUUUUCUGACCCAAUCCUCGAAAUCUCUACGUACGCCUCACCCUUAGCGUUUGGAGUUGAUGGUCUCAUAACAGACUAUCCAGCUACUGCUAAUGCCUACUUGAGAUCUCCAUGUGCUGACCCUGAUGCGAAAGAUCUUCCAUACACAAUUUCACCGCCUCAACCGGGGGAUCUGCUCAGCUUCGCAGAACCAGGUGCAUUACCACCAGCUCAAUCUCCAGCUCCAUCCCUUGAACCAGCUGAUGUGGUUGAUCCACCUUUGCCCCCAGUGUCACACGUUGAGACGACAAAUCCUGGUGCUUCUGGACCUUCUUCACCUGGCAAAAACAGUCAAUCGGCAAACAUUGCCAGCACCGGACUUUGUUUGCUAUCCCUCGUCUAUGUAUUCAUGGUUCUAUACUGAUUUUAACUAAAAUAUACCACCACCAAUUUUUUUAAAAAUAGGGCGUGUUGACCUUAAAAUGGCCCUCUUUCUAGUACAUAUAUAAACUUUCAGAUUUCUUUUGAUUUGUUAAAAGCUUCAUUGCUUUCUUCUGUUUGAUUCAUUUCUUUUUAGAGUUUGUACUAUAUACAUAACCACAGUUAAUUGGUAAUGUAACACUCUUAAAUUAGCUUAGUACCGUAAUUUUAUUCA